Molecule: messenger RNA, 1353 nt
Organism: Heterobilharzia americana
Lineage: Eukaryota; Metazoa; Platyhelminthes; Trematoda; Strigeidida; Schistosomatidae
Source: the annotation of a GenBank genome assembly
AUGGUCUUUCCUGACGCUGGAAGUCUCAUGAGAACCUAUAGCAGAGGAUUUCCAAGAGGCAUUUUGGGAACAGUAUUAUUUCCGGACAUAUAUAAGGCAGCUGAAAGUAGCACACCAGCAUAUCCAUUUUGGUCAAAAUAUGAUCAGUUUGUUUAUCAUGAAAAUCAGAGUUUGAAGAAAACAUUUCAAAAGUUUAGAGAUCAAUUGAUUCAAGACUAUUGUAUAACGAAUAAGAAUAAAAUAUGGGAAUGUUGUGAAAAGUUUAAUCAUCCUAGUUGUUCAAAAAUACCACCAAAUGCAAAAGUCUAUCAAACUAUGCUAAUGGAUCCAAUAAAUGAUAUUCCUUUAAUAUUUGCCUAUCUUUGGUGUACAAAAGCAUGGGCUAGUCUAAAACAAUUGAAUAUAAAACAACAAGAAAACAUUUUAGAUGGUAUUAAAAUGGUUGUCCCAAUCCAUGCCUUGGAAAUCCAUGCCGAACAGUUAAAGAAUGAUUAUGAAUGUGAAUGUGAUAAUGACAUGCUAUGGGAUAGAAAUAUGAAGAUAUGUCAACCAAUCAAUCCAUGUUAUAGAACAACUUAUCCAGCUUGUAUACAUGAUAAUACACUGAAGUGUAUUGCUUAUACACAUUCUGAAUAUGAAUGUGUUUGUAAAUCAGAAUAUAUGGGAAUCGACUGUUCUCUACCACGUGAUGCAUGCCAUGAAAGAGUUAAUAAGUCUGAGCGUAAUGGAGAUUCAUAUUGUCAAAUUCAACUAGGAAAUAUAUGUCAACCAAUAUUGGGAACAGAUUAUUAUACAUGUCAGUGUUUAGCUAGUUACCAGCCAUUAUUACACAUUUCUGAACCGAAUUGCUUAGGAAGAAUUGAUCCAUGCCUAACAAUACAUGCUGAUGAUAUUUUGACAAGAUCAAGUUUAAGUAAUGGCAUCGAUGUGAAUCAAAUUUAUCCUAAUGAAAAUAAGCCUAUCCAACCGAAUACAGUUAUACACUGGGGUCUUACUUGUUUAAAUGGUGGACAAUGUAUAACUUCAGCUGAUUUUACACGUGCUGCUUGUGUUUGUCCAACAGCUAUAGAUGGUACACUCCUGUAUACUGGAUUAAAUUGUGAAUAUCCAGUUGGAAUAUGGUCAACUUGGACACUUUCAUCUUCAUGUUUUCCAGAAGACUGUGGUAUAACACGUUAUCGUUGGCGAAGAAGAUAUUGCUUGAAUACUACUAGUUCAGAAUAUAUGUUGUCAAAUAUAGAUCAAUCAUUGUCUCAAUCAAAUGAAUGGAUUAUCAUAAAUAAGAGAAUACCACUUCCUUGCUCAGGAACCUCAGAAGAAACUUGUACUACUGAAGCAUUUAUCAAUAGUUAA